CCCCAUCCAAACGCGUGCAACGCGUUGGGGCCAUCUCCGACUCCCAGGCAAGCGUCUCUGCAAAGUUUGUUGGCUCUGCGAUGUCUCGCGCAGUCACCAUCAAAGGCUACAAACCGGCCUGACCACACCUGUCACCGGCAUUGACUGCCUGAUUUCUCUCAACAACAACCCCCAAAAAGGAAACCCGGAAAUUUCUUCAACCCUUGCGAAACCUCUUUGACAACCCCGCAAAGAAUUUCCCUUUCCGUUGUGUUUGUGUGCGCGCUAGCCCGCAUCCACUGCUCAUCUCUCUCCUGGCACAUUCUCCAGUAGGAGAGAAGAAAGGCACUCGCUUGGCAAGCAAACAUGGCCGACGACGGCCCUAACAAGUAUAUCACGCUGGUCUCGAGCGACGGCUUCGAGUUCGUCGUGCUCCGCGAAGCUGCCUGCGCAAGCCCAACCAUUGCCGGCAUGCUCCGGAACCAGAUGGUCGAAGCCAAGACGGGCCGGUGCAGCUUUGCCGAAAUCAGCUCUAUCAUUCUGGAAAAGGUUGCAGAGUACUUGAGCUACCGACUCAAGUACAAGGACAAGUUGGAUGUUCCAGACUUGGACAUUCCCGUCGAGUAUUGCCUGGAGAUGAUUGUCGUGGCUGACUUUCUUGGCUUGGAUGAACAAAUGGCGUAAUGUACUAGCAAAGGCCUUGGCUUGGUAUUGGCGCUGCGGCGCUCAAUGCAGUUACGAAUGAAUAUUCACGACCUGAAUCCGCAGGACAGGUGCAACAAGCCCCUACCUUUCGAUCUUGUCGUGGUUCUCUUACCGAACCUACCGAACCUAAGCAAAUCUACUUCAAGUGACUCCUCCCCAAGCACCAUCUUAGCAUAUACGUCCAACCCCUUUCCUCUGUGGGUACGAUGUCUAAAAUAGAUGGAAGAACAAUGUUCCUUCACGAUCUACGAGGCUCUUGUCUUUUACGGGGUCUUGCUUUAUAUGAAUAGGAUACAUCUUGCCAUAUCAAUACAAUUUACACACCAUCUUUUCUUGAACA
Molecule: messenger RNA, 1024 nt
Organism: Lasiosphaeria miniovina
Lineage: Eukaryota; Fungi; Ascomycota; Sordariomycetes; Sordariales; Lasiosphaeriaceae
Product: BTB/POZ protein
Exons: 3
Coding region: 346-663 (105 amino acids)
Biological process (GO): ubiquitin-dependent protein catabolic process
Cellular component (GO): elongin complex
Molecular function (GO): protein-macromolecule adaptor activity
Source: RefSeq, a predicted model, not a curated record